This is a messenger RNA of Mycotypha africana, 336 nucleotides long. RefSeq lists its product as uncharacterized. Lineage: Eukaryota; Fungi; Mucoromycota; Mucoromycetes; Mucorales; Mycotyphaceae. The transcript is spliced from 2 exons. The record is from RefSeq and is a predicted model, not a curated record. Bases 1 to 336 code for a protein of 111 amino acids.
AUGGAGCCGAACUCCACUUUCGGUAAGAUUCUUGAGCACUGUUUGAAAGACAUUGUCUUGACAUCUGGCCCACCCAUCGAUCUGGCUCAAGGUGGUUUCCACCGUGAAUCACCUACCUCCAUUAAAACUCACGAGCCGCCUGAAUUGCUUACUUAUGCCGAUGAUGUGGUACUGAUAGCAGACCGCCGUCACCUUCCACUCCUCUUACACCAAUGUGAACAACACAGCUACACUCUCGGUUAUUCGUGGAACCCUGACAAAUGUUUCAUUCUGGAUCCCCAUAAUGGCCCUCUAACCUAUCGACUCUAUGGAACUCCCUUGACACCAAUCAUCUAA